Hibiscus syriacus is the source of this 356-nucleotide messenger RNA. RefSeq names its product putative lipid-binding protein AIR1. The record is from RefSeq and is a predicted model, not a curated record. Bases 15 to 356 code for a protein of 113 amino acids. Lineage: Eukaryota; Viridiplantae; Streptophyta; Magnoliopsida; Malvales; Malvaceae. The transcript has 2 exons.
UUUUUAUUUCAGAAAUGGCUUCAAGUGUCAACGUACCAACUGCUCUAUUCCUUUCCCUCAACCUUCUUUUCUUUGCUUUGGUAAGCUCUCAAACUUCCGGUACAUGCAAUCCCCUGAAUCUCGGUGUGUGUCUUGAUGUAUUGGGUUUGGUGAACGUUGAGCUUGGUAAUGUUCCUGUAAAACCAUGUUGUAGCCUAAUCCAAGGUUUGGCUGAUCUUGAGGCUGCAGUUUGCCUUUGCACAGCUCUCAGAGCAAGAGUAUUAGGCAUUAACAUUAACCUUCCUAUUUCAUUGAGCCUUGUUCUCAAUAGUUGUGGACGAAGUGUUCCUACUGAAUACAUUUGCAGCCUUCAAUAG